AAGCCAGCAAGGGCUUGGGAUCUCCUAUCUAGGGCCUGAAGCCCUUAUGAUUCCUCUCACCACACUCCAGAAUAAUACUCCUCUCUCCACUGAAUUCCCAGAGAUCAAUUUUUGAUGGUUCCCUGAGGGAUUCAUGCCAGAGAGUUGCCCUUCCUGCAACCCCAACCGCCACCCCAAUGAAUCUUUUUUUAUCUGCGGAGUCCGGGCCUGGAGCCAGGUGAGACCAGAACCUCCAUUUCAGGGGCUUUCUCUAGAAUCCGUCGCUGUGGUUACCUCCAGUAUAAUCUGUUUCAGGAAGAGGUCUGACCAAACCGGACAGCGGUGCCAUUCAUCACUGCAGGAGGGCAGAAUCCGGGGCUGGGGGCCACACGUCGAGAGGGGAGGGGCCAGGGGGCGGCCCCCUUGUGACCAGCCCUGAGGAGAGGUCAGGAGAGAACGUUGGCUGAGGAGCGCCUGUACAGCAGCAGCUGCUGACGUUCUGUAUCACGCGCCUGUGGCCCAAGUCGCAGCUCCAUUCCAGACCUUUCUUCUCAGGCCGGGCGGUGAGCUGAUGGCCCAAGUUCGGGAAACUUCCUUGUCUUCCAGCUCUUUGGUCCGCUAGAGCUCGGGCGGUGGGGGAGGAGCCUCGCCCGAGGAGGCGGCUGAAAAGGCGGGGAAAAUGGAGAAGGAGGCGGUGGGGGAGGCAAAGAUGUGUUCAGGCCAGGGAGCUGAGGAGGUGAAGCUGGAGCCUUUACAAGAGCGUAAGCCUGCUUCGGAGGAGAACUUGACGUGGAGUGACAGCGGCGGCGAUAAGGAGGUGCUCCCUUCAACCCCACCUCGCUGUUACAGCAGCUCUUCGCCCCUUUGCCCGCGCCGCAAGCCCCGCCCUCGGCCCCAGCCCCGGGUCCGGGCCCGAGCCCUGCCCGGGCCCUCGGCCCCACCCCAGCCUCCAGCCCAUCCUCCCAGUCAGCUUCUGACCCGGCCCCAGUCCUGGCGCAGAUCGCGGCGUAGAUCCCGGCCUGGGUCUAGGCCCCAGAAGCUGCAAAGCUGUUCUCCUGACCUAGGUGGCUCUGCGGAUCGAGGUGGCCUAGGGGACUGGUUGCUGGAGGUGGAGUUUGAUCAGGGUCCUACAGGCUGCUCUCAUGUGGAGAGCUUUAAAGUGGCUAAGAACUGGAGGAAGAACCUGCGGUUGAUCUACCAGCGUUUCGUUUGGAGUGGGACCCCAGAAACUAGGAAACGUAAGGCAAAGUCGUGCUUCUGUCAUGUAUGUAGUACCCAUAUGAACAGACUCCACUCUUGUCUCUCCUGUGUCUUUUUUGGCUGCUUUACUGAGAAACAUAUUCACAAACAUGCAGAAACAAAACAGCAUAACUUAGCUGUAGACCUCUAUCAUGGGGUUAUAUAUUGCUUUAUGUGUAAGGAUUAUGUAUAUGACAAAGACAUAGAACAGAUUGCCAAAGAAACAAAAGAGAAAAUUCUGAAAUUACUAACUUCCAUCUCAACAGAUGUUUCUCAACAACAGUGUAUGACAUCAGGUGUUGAAGAGAAACAUUCAACCUGUGAGUCAAAGGAACAGGAGCCAAAAUUGGUGAAACCCAAGAAAAAGAGGAGGAAAAAGUCAGUCUGUACUGUAGGCCUGAGAGGGCUAAUCAAUCUUGGGAACACGUGCUUUAUGAAUUGUAUUGUCCAGGCACUUACCCAUAUUCCUUUAUUGAAAGAUUUCUUUCUCUCUGACAAGCAUAAAUGUGUAAUGACAAGCCCCAGCUUGUGUCUUGUCUGUGAAAUGUCUUCUCUUUUUCAUGCAAUGUACUCUGGGAGCCGAACUCCUCACAUUCCUUAUAAGUUAUUGCAUCUAAUAUGGAUUCAUGCAGAACACUUAGCAGGAUAUAGGCAGCAGGAUGCCCAUGAGUUCCUUAUCGCAAUAUUAGAUGUGCUGCAUAGACACAGCAAAGAUGAUAGUGUUGGGCAGGAGGCCAAUAACCCCAACUGCUGUAACUGCAUCAUAGACCAAAUCUUUACAGGUGGCUUGCAGUCAGAUGUCACAUGUCAAGCUUGCCAUAGUGUCUCUACCACAAUAGACCCAUGCUGGGACAUCAGUUUGGACUUGCCUGGCUCUUGUGCCACAUUCAGUUCCCAGAGUCCAGAGGGAGCUGACAGCACAGUGAGUAGGGAUGACCACAUACCAGGUAUUCCCUCACUCACAGAUUGCCUACAGUGGUUUACAAGGCCAGAGUACCUAGGAAGCAGUGCCAAAAUCAAAUGCAGUAGUUGUCAAAGCUAUCAGGAAUCUACCAAACAACUCACGAUGAAGAAAUUACCUAUCGUGGCCUGUUUUCAUCUCAAGCGAUUUGAACAUGUAGGUAAACAGAGGCGAAAGAUUAAUACUUUUAUCUCCUUUCCCUUGGAGCUGGAUAUGACUCCAUUUUUGGCCUCCACUAAGGACAGCAGAAUGAAGGAAGACCAACCACCAACAGAUUGUACACCCAAUGAGAAUAAGUAUUCCUUGUUUGCAGUGAUUAAUCACCAUGGAACUUUGGAAAGUGGACACUAUACCAGCUUUAUCCGGCAACAAAAGGACCAAUGGUUUAGCUGUGAUGAUGCCAUCAUCACCAAGGCUACCAUUGAGGACUUACUCUACAGUGAAGGGUAUUUACUGUUCUAUCAUAAACAGGGUCUAGAGAAAGAAUAGUCUUACAAGACACUUACCAG
This is a messenger RNA of Leopardus geoffroyi (Geoffroy's cat), 2688 nucleotides long. It is a transcript of the gene USP51, whose product is annotated as ubiquitin specific peptidase 51. Gene Ontology annotation, biological process: protein deubiquitination. The coding region runs from base 659 to 2668 and encodes 669 amino acids. NCBI's taxonomy places the organism in Eukaryota, Metazoa, Chordata, Mammalia, Carnivora, Felidae. Gene Ontology annotation, molecular function: cysteine-type deubiquitinase activity; zinc ion binding. The record is from RefSeq and is a predicted model, not a curated record. The transcript has 2 exons.